AUGAUCCUUAAAGAAUAUCUCAUUGGUAUAUGCCUUGGCUGUAAGAAAUGUUUAUACUGUGGAGAUGAAUUAAUAAAGGUUGCAUACUCUCAGGUUUUUGCAUCUGAAUUAUUUUCCAAACAAUAUGAAUAUAUCAAAGAUAAUGUCACUCGUUUCAACUAUUCUUUGGAUCUUACUACAAAGUUCAACUUUACUCUUUGCUCUUCAUGUCACAGUUAUUUUCAAAGGCAGAGAAAAUCCAUUAUUACUAAGGACACUUCAAAUUCUUUAGAAAAUAAUAAAACAAAUGAUGAUUGUAUUAUCUUAGAUGAAUCUGAUGAUAAUACUAAGCAUGAAUUUGAAGUGGAUGAAAAAUCUGAAACUGAGCAAAUUACUAUAUCAUUUAAUUUGGUCAUAAAACCCUCAGCUGGCCCAUCAUUACCAUCGAAAUGGUUAGAAAUUGAGACUUUAUCAUUAGAUGAUAUACUUGCAGACAUUCACCAUUAUGUUAGAAAAUUAACCGGUAAUAGAGAAAUUAUGCAUUCUGAUUAUUCAGUAUCAUUUAAGCCAAAAAAAUCAGGAGGGGCUGGAGCGCAAUUAGAAGACAUAUAA
Rhizophagus irregularis DAOM 181602=DAOM 197198 is the source of this 591-nucleotide messenger RNA. The record is from RefSeq and is a predicted model, not a curated record. NCBI's taxonomy places the organism in Eukaryota, Fungi, Glomeromycota, Glomeromycetes, Glomerales, Glomeraceae.